AUGAAAUCGAAAUCAAAAGCAGCCAGCAGACCUCAACGACAAGGUGCAAAGAAAUCUCAAGAAAACCCAAUCGAUGAGGAUAGGGCAAGUCCUCGACCAGCCAAAAGGAAGAGAACGUCUAGCAAGCCGAAGGACAAGAGAUAUGAAUGUCCUCAUGACGGCUGCGAUAAGAGUUACUCACGUGCAGAACACUUGUACAGACAUCAGUUGAAUCAUGCUCCAAAGCAAAUUUUUCAUUGUGAUUUCGAGGGUUGCGAUCGGCAUUUCGUCCGCCAGGAUCUUUGUGCCAGACAUCGGGAAAGACAUACCAAGGAAAACUCUCACUUAUAUCGUCGAGACGCGUUCAAUCAAUACGACAACAUGUCGAAUUCUGUUAGCAAUUCAAUCGCGUCUCGACUAGCUGCUCAUAUGAGCCAUUCGGACACAAUACAGGCCACGCCCAGUAAUUUGGCGACCUCUGUUACCAUGACCGAUCCAAUGAACGGUGCACGCCAUGAGGUCACCAACGCUUUUUUCGCUCGACCUAACAUGCCUCCUACACUCUCGAUGGAUAUGUACCAUCUCAACCCGAUGCAUAACAUGUUUUCACCAUUCAGCAAUACUUCUGGGGUUUACUUGCCACAACCCUAUUUCUCGCCGACUAGUGGAACUAGUCUGAAGUCUCCGCCAAGCUUCACCAACUUACCUACAGUGUCGCAAUCGGGUCAGACUUACGGUACUCAUAUCACUUCACCACUCGAACUCAGAUCAGAUUCAGUGGCUUCAUAUCUAUCGAAAGGGCCACCACUUAAUCAUCAUCCAAACGUCGGCCUUGUAGAUCCUACCACACUCGACAAUCUACCUACAGGUGCGACCGUACCAGUGUUCAACGAGAAUUGUGGACCAUCGCUCUCAGACAUGCCGGGUACAGAGUUUAUUAGCUGGCUAUUCGAGGGGGACCCAAACGCAGUGUUCUCGCCGCCAUCUCAGACAGCUUUUAACCCUGGUUCGAAUCCGCAGAUGCCAUUUGAGAACAUGCAUUCCGCAAAUGGAGAAGUACGUCUCGAGUCUCUUGUUCGACCUAGUCCGGUUGCCAAAACGGAGCAAGAUAGCAUACAACCGGAGUGUGUCCUUUCAAGCUCACGCAGACAGCGACUCCUAGAUCUGAUCAGGUCCGAAUUCAGAGACGGGAGACAUGCUCAAGUCACAGCUCAGAGAGAGAAGACACUCAAGGGUGAUCACGACGAGGACACACAUGUGCUAAGCUUGCGAAUGAUGCAAGUUUUCUGCAGUUCAUUCUGGCUGAACAUACACCCACAAUUGCCGAUCCUGCAUCGACCUACCUUUUCGACCGAAACAUGUCCAGAUCUCUUGCUUAUAGCCAUCAUGAUUUUGGGAGCUUCUUGCUUGGAGCCAUCCUAUGGAUAUGAGCUAACUCAAGCUUCAGCUGAAUUGGCCUUUUUCCUAGCCUGGCACAGCCGUCGAAUGUUAUUCGAGGACCCAGACUUCAUUCCACCAGCAAAACUUUGGUUAUUCCAGGCCUUAUUACUACUAGAAGUUUAUGAAAAGAUGUACUCAACUACGACUUUACACCAGAGAGCUCAUGUGCACCAUUGCACCACUCUCACCUUGAUGAGGCGAGGUAGCUCAUUAGUAGGGCGGGCGGCACUGGACUUCGCUCCUUACGACGAUCUUGAUCCAACAAGGACACCACCAGGUCCGAACGGUAGUGUCAACACCUGCGGCCGCAAUACCAAGGACGAGUGGUGGAACAACUGGAUCAGCAACGAGGCUACACGUAGAACGGCUUUUGCAGCUUUCAUCAUUGACACGACCCAUGCGACGAUGUUUGGUCACGCGGCAGUGAUGGUCGCCCAUGAGAUGCGAAUACCUCUGCCAUGUGAUGAGGCUCUUUGGGCUGCGCCUAGCGGGGCUGAGGUGCGAAAACUCGAGCACAGCCUUACACUCAGUGGCUACAGGCCGAUGAGCUUCCUUGAAGCGUGUAAGAGAACACUGAACGGUCAACAUGUGCAGACCAACACUUUCGGCCGAGUCACGAUCAUGGCAGGGCUAAUGAGUGUCAGCUGGCACAUGAGAAUGCAAGAUGUGAGAGCAAACUCGAUCGGAGUUGGUAAACAAGACAGUUGGGCUGAUCAGCUGGCCUCUGCCUGCAAUUUCUGGAGACGCGAUUUUGAUGCAUCGCUAAACCAGUCAUCAUCAAACAUAUCAGUAUACUUGCACGAUCGCAUGCUGAGCGACGUCAUGGAUAAGGAGAAGGUAUUCGAAUCUCGUACUGUCCUACACCACCUGGCGCGGAUGGCGAUGCAUGUGGACAUCGUUGAUUGCCAGAUCCUUGCUGGAGCAAAACGCUCACUAGGACGCGUAAUUACGGCCAAUGAUCAUGCGUUGACGGCGAAGAAGUUGAAAGAGACUUGGGCUCCAUCACAUGGAGCUCGUGAUGCAGUGUUCUAUGCGUUACACUUCUUGUCGGCUGUGCUGCUACCAGAGGGGGACGGUUCCUCCGGACUAAAUCUUGGUGCCCGAGUACUUGCAUAUUCAGCUCGUGACGACAAUUCGCUCAACCGUCCUUGGGUGCUCUACUUCGCUGCCCUUGUUGUAUGGACUUACGGAUUCUGCUUGGACGGACCUAUAGCACCGCCGUUGCCUACUUACACACUCAGGACGCAUGAGAUCCAAUUUAGGGACCUGCGUGGCUUCCUUCGCCGCGUAGGCGGGGUCAGAUCGGCCGAUGAUUUGCAGCACGUCAAGCAACGCAAUGGGAUGUUGGGGAUGUUGAUGCUCCUGAAAGAGAUCUUCAGCAAGACCCGAUGGGAACUGCUCCACGAGGCGAGUGAAAUGCUGGGAAAUUGCAUCGAAUUGCUAAUGCCGGGUAUAUCCAAUCUCUGA
Molecule: messenger RNA, 2886 nt
Organism: Aureobasidium melanogenum CBS 110374
Lineage: Eukaryota; Fungi; Ascomycota; Dothideomycetes; Dothideales; Saccotheciaceae
Exons: 3
Coding region: 1-2886 (961 amino acids)
Biological process (GO): DNA-templated transcription; regulation of transcription by RNA polymerase II
Cellular component (GO): chromatin
Molecular function (GO): zinc ion binding; DNA-binding transcription factor activity, RNA polymerase II-specific; RNA polymerase II cis-regulatory region sequence-specific DNA binding
Source: RefSeq, a predicted model, not a curated record